AGACGAACCAGAACUAUUCACUUUCCGGGUCAGUUUAUUAAUGGUACCUGCUUCUCAAAACAGCAAGAAUCCCGAGGCUGUGUUUAAAAUUUGAACUAAACCUUUUGUGAAAUAAAAUAAACAUCACAAGAAAAAUACCAUGUCAGACACGGAGACAAAACCCUCAAGUGGAGAUGGAGGUGAGAAGAAGGAUGGAGAGUACAUUAAACUGAAGGUGAUCGGUCAGGACAACAGCGAAAUUCACUUCAAAGUGAAGAUGACAACACAUCUAAAGAAGCUAAAGGAAUCUUACAGUCAAAGACAGGGUGUACCAAUGAACACCCUGAGGUUUCUUUUUGAAGGACAGAGAAUCUCAGACAACCAAACCCCCAAAGAGCUUGGAAUGGAAGAUGAAGAUGUCAUUGAAGUGUAUCAGGAACAGACCGGUGGACUUUAGAAUGAUUAGACUUGCUAUAUUUUUUUUCUCAUUUUGAAUUUUGUAUGUAUUUUGCUUUUGUGCUUCGCGCCAUCUGGAUCGCACACUCUAUUGGGGCUUCCAUGUGCGAGGGCACAAAGAACGACUGUGUUAGAAUGGGUAGACGAUCUGUUCUUUCUCGUUUUAAAACGCCUCGCACAAUCAUUUCUUCUCCCUCCUUUACAAUGCAGGUAACAUUGUAGUGCAGACAGCGUCAUAGCUGAAUGUCCCCUAUUGAGAGAUGGCACGCACACAAUGACUGGUUUUCUCUAGACUCUGCUACACAUGCCUCUUUCGCACCUAAAGUUGGAAUAUGCCACCUCUGAAUGCUAAAGCAUUGUUUUGAAUCUGUUUAACAAUCGCAGUUUCCUACCACUGAUUGAUAUGGUCUAAUGAUAUUUAAAAUGUUUUUAUGAUCAUGAUGUAUAUUUUUGCAUCCAGUAUUUGUGUGUAAUAACUGUCUGUCCGUGGUCAGGGUUCCCCAACUGGCAGGCCGAAUUUGGCCCGCGGGUGAUUUUAUUUGCCCGCGGGCCAAAAACAAUAUUUUUAAUUGUUGGACAUAAGACUGUAAAAACACCAGCGAACCUGCUACAAGUGAUUUUAAUUUUGGAUAUCUGUUUCAAAGAGAGAGAUGUGAUCAUAUACACAUGUAAGCAAGGCUUGAAAUUAUGUUUUAGUCAAAUAUAUCUGUUUGGGCUUCUUGGUGUCAAUUUGCAGUCUCCAAAUUAUUCGUAAUUAUGUUCUGGCACCCUGACCACCCUUUCAAGAAAAAAAAUCAGCCCGUGGCUGAAUCUAGUUGAUGAUGCCUUUCCUAGGUGUUCUUUUUAUUUCUAUUUGAAUUAUGUUCAGAUCAUUUCAAGGGGUUAAAGUUUCUGUUUAAUCUCUGGCCUCUUCUUGGAUUUAAAUGUUUCUUGUUUGUCUCUUUUUUUAAUCAAGGUAAUCUUGCUGUAUUGAACCACAACAGUAGCCACACAUAGUAAUGUCAAUGCAACAAAUGACUCCUUAUGGAGGCUUUGAUCCGGAUGGUUUGAAGCAGAUCAUUUCUUUUCUUUUUUUGAAUAAAAUGUUUAACAAAAACAGGA
Molecule: messenger RNA, 1536 nt
Organism: Salvelinus fontinalis (brook trout)
Lineage: Eukaryota; Metazoa; Chordata; Actinopteri; Salmoniformes; Salmonidae
Product: small ubiquitin-related modifier 1
Exons: 5
Coding region: 140-436 (98 amino acids)
Biological process (GO): protein sumoylation
Cellular component (GO): nucleus; PML body
Molecular function (GO): ubiquitin-like protein ligase binding; protein tag activity
Source: RefSeq, a predicted model, not a curated record